This is a messenger RNA of Hypoxylon trugodes, 1411 nucleotides long. Its product is annotated as regulator of G protein signaling superfamily. The transcript has 3 exons. Gene Ontology annotation, cellular component: plasma membrane. Lineage: Eukaryota; Fungi; Ascomycota; Sordariomycetes; Xylariales; Hypoxylaceae. Gene Ontology annotation, biological process: intracellular protein localization. The coding region runs from base 202 to 1314 and encodes 370 amino acids. The record is from RefSeq and is a predicted model, not a curated record.
CUGUUCCUAUUACCGACACCUCCUUACUAUACCCAUUACCUACGCGACACCUAUCAACAGACAAAAUAGUGGCCUCCCCCCAUGGGAGAGCUCACUUUGUAAUUGUUUCGUCGGAAUAUUGGCACUUCGAUUUUCUCUGCUCCAGUUGAUUUCUCCGAAUUCCCUCAAUCCUACACGACUCAUACAUCAACAUUCUUAAAGAUGGCGUACGCUAGUAGCAACUUAGAGGAGGCGGGUAAUGCUCCGGCGAUCCCCAACACCAUAGUACGAAACAGACUUCCUACGCUUUUCGAAGUACUAUGUCGCCUUACGCAUCCUCCGGUCGAUUUAUUCUCGUUCUAUAUUUACAUGCGAGAUCAACAACGAUCUGUUGAUUAUCUUGACUUCUGGCUCGACGUUGCGCAACACAUGUCACUUUGCCGACACUACGUCCGAGAACUUCGACGAUCUGUUCUAGUAGGAACACCUGACCUAGAGACAGAGGAAUCUAAGCGAUCAUCUCGAGUUUUGGACGCAAUGGGCGACAUGUCUUAUUCUCACUCUGGACCGGCGCGAUUUGGAGUUCAAGGAGAGAAGGAUCGGGAUGCACAGGUGUCUAACUUCCUACGAGAGCAACCGAACCAAGAUUCUCCGGCUAGCAGCCAAGAACGAAGAGCUCGCGCCAGCACUCAGCUUAGCUCUAGCACGCCGCAUCAGAUUACCGACUCGAACUCCCCGGAGCAUGCCGUAGCCAGACAGGAUAUUCGGGCAUCCGCAGAGAAGAUCCUUUACACUUUCUUACUCCCUGGUUCCGAACGUGAGAUUACUCUCGAUGGCUCUAUUGCGGCGGAUAUCACUAGAGAAAUCGAGGAGAACAACCGUGAUGACCCCGAACUAUUCGAUGUCGCGAAGGACUACGUAUUCCAAGCAAUGGAACGAGAUGCUUUUCCUGGCUUCCUACGCGCCCGCGCCUUCGGAAACUUGAUUCCUCCCACCCUUGUUGCGCGAUUAAUCAUCGGUCUCGUCGCUCUAUUCGGUGCUUUCUGGACUGGCUUCAACUUAAUCUUCCUUGACCGUUCUCGCCUAGAUCGAUGCUGGGAAAUUUUACCCUUUACUAUCGGUGUAUACUUCCUCGCCUCGUAUCAGUACUCUCUAGACCCUAUCAUGGCACUUGUCGGCUAUACCGAAUUGACACCCUUCGAGUUCACUCGUAUCCGGGAGCCGUACGUCCGCAAGCUGCUCAUCAGACGAUCACUCAUGGUACUAGCUGUGACGGCAAUAGUUGAUGCAGCACUCUGUGUGUUGUUCAUCCUAGUACCCGGCCACAGACUAUAAGCAAAAAAGCAAAACACCACUUGUAUUUUUCACCAUGAUUUUUCAUCUGCACUGCGGUUUUCCAAUUUACGACGUCAUGACCAUUUUCAAUUUCCCC